AUGACAAAACCGGCGACGUUGAUGGCGUUAACAAAAGACUCGGGGCUAUCUGAAUCCGAAGCGACUUUUACUGAAGUGAGUCGACAAAAGCUUGAACUAACAAACGGCCGUGACUACUACCGGCUUGACCAGGAUGAAGUCCUCAGUGCUCCCAUCGAGAUUGCUCGUACUCUACCGGAAGAUAUCCUCAGACUGGCAGGCUAUUAUAAGGCUGUCAGUGGAGUUGGCUACGUUGAGGACCACCAAAACCCAGUGGAGUUUAUGCAGAAGGAGGAGAAUGGGAUCGGCAAGUUUGGGCCGGCUAGCGGCAAGCUAAUGGUCUAA
Messenger RNA from Fusarium verticillioides 7600, 324 nucleotides. RefSeq lists its product as hypothetical. The transcript has 3 exons. Lineage: Eukaryota; Fungi; Ascomycota; Sordariomycetes; Hypocreales; Nectriaceae. Bases 1 to 324 code for a protein of 107 amino acids. The record is from RefSeq and is a predicted model, not a curated record.